Molecule: messenger RNA, 2460 nt
Organism: Peronospora matthiolae
Lineage: Eukaryota; Oomycota; Peronosporomycetes; Peronosporales; Peronosporaceae
Source: the annotation of a GenBank genome assembly
AUGCUGCCACCCAGCAUCCAGAUCCACGAGGGACCUGGCCAAGUUGUUGUCAAGCUCGCUGACGGGAAACCACGCCGCGUAUCGCGGCGCGAAGUAUCGUUGCCGUACACAUUUGACGGCUUACGCAGUAACGACAAUUUCUUGGUGAUUGAAAUGAAUUAUUCAUUCGAUUGCAUCCUGGGCAUGCCAUGGUUGGCACGCUAUAAGCCCCAGAUCGACUGGUUAGCCAGAUCAGUGAGACGUCGAAGCAAGUUCGACGUCAGCGAAGUGUUCACCCAUCUCUUGGUGUCUCCAAGUGAUUGGCCGAACGUUACAGUCGUGGAUCGUACAUCCACGACACCAGCGGUACACAUAGUGAGCGAUGACCCUCUCUGUACCGCUUGUUCCGUGCCCCUACUCACGAGUGAUAAUGUCUCCUCGCUUUGCAGCGAGGAGUCCGACGUGGACGAGCAGUGGCUCCCGCGUAAUGACGACGCGGACGAGCAGUGGCUCCCGCGCGACGACGACGCGGUCGAACAGCGGUUCCCGCACGAGAGAGCAGCGGUCGAACACGAACAAGUGUUUCCACCUGCACCCAUUGUGGUCGAGCAGAGGCUCCCACAAGGGCAAGAUGUGGCCGAGCAGGGGCUCGCCACCGAGUGUGACGUGGAUGGACAAGAGUCCCCACGUGCGAACAUGAUGGGGCUCCCACACGAGUUUGUGGCGGUAGAGCAGGGGCUCCCGCAUCAUGCGUCGACGGACGAGUAUGGACUACUCCCGUCACGCGAUUUUGACGUCCUGGAUGAGGACAUCCAGCGUCUAGAGGGGGGUGCAGAUUUAACACCUGACUGCGGUUCGCCAGCUUCGAGCAUGGACUCGAAGCACGAUGGGGACGCAAGCUACGAGAACUCAGCGUGGGAAUGUGUCCACGCUAUUGUGUACGUGGACGGGGGUCCACAAAGGCGCCAAUACAUUGAGGUCGCGAGUCCACCUCGCGACGCGUCGUCGAUUACAAGCCUUCCAGGACUCUCCUGGAAGCAUUUUCUACGUGACCUCAAGGGAGGCACGGUGGAACAAGUAUGUCUGGUCACCAACGAGGUGACCUAUGAGCCGAAUGAGGAGCGAAUGACGCGCCCUCGAAGCGCUGAGCAAAAGUCAGCGCGCGAAGAAAGAUUUGCGUCGCAAUCUUGGGAGGCUCUGCGCGAGUCUGGUAACCCUGUUUACGAUUUUGCACGAGAGUACGCCGACGUGUUCCCGGACAAGAUUCCGGCCGAACUCCCUGCCGAUCGUGGCGUGCGGCACGAGAUUGAUCUCGUGCCAGGACCGAAAUAUUGUGUGACACGCCAGUGGCCGUUGCCUCGAGAGCAAGUCGAGGCUAUUGAUGCAUUCUUCGAAGGUCGUCGCAAGGCCGGUCAUGUGCGUGAGAGUGUCUCACCCCUUUCGAGCCCAACCUUCUGCGUGAAGAAGGCUACGGGAGGCUGGCGUAUAGUGCAUGCGUUUAACAAGCUCAACGAUGCCACUAUUCCUGCCCAAACGCCUAUCCCCAGGAAAGACAUGGUUCUAAACUUCAUGUCAGGUAGCGUCAUCUUCAGCGCCAUCGAUCUGACCGAUGGCUUCUACCAGAUCUUGAUGCGACAGAGUGAAAUACCACUCACUGCGGUGUCCACCCCGAGUGGUAUGCUAUGGGAGUGGCUGGUGAUGCCACAAGGAUUGAAGAACGCACCAGCCACUUUCAAUCGCAUGUUAUCUCAAGUGUUGAGACCGCUUCGAGACUUUGCUCCUAGCUACUUCGAUGACAUUUUUGUCCACAGUCGCGCUGAGGGCAACCUCAGUGCUGUCCAAGUUCACCUUCAACACCUGAAGCAGGUGUUUCAAGUCAUGCGAGAUAACAAGUUAUAUGCAAACUUGAAGAAGUGUGUAUUCUGUGCACCGGAGAUUCCGGUGCUGGGCUGCUACGUGAGUAAAUCGGGUGUUCGAGCCGAUCCAGAGAAGGUGUCGUCAAUCUGUUCUUGGCCCACACCCGAGAACCCUACGGAGUUACGUCAAUGGCUCGGUCUAGCUAAUUACUUGCAUAAGUGCACAAAGGAUUACGCCGGUUCUAUACAGCCCCUGUCGUCACUUCUGAAGAAAGACGCCACGUGGUCGUGGCGCCCCAAACAUCAAGCAGCCUUUGACGCAGUGAAGAAGAGCCUGGCGUCGGCGCCAGUGUUGAUACUCCCUGACGACACCAAGCCGUUUCACGUGGUGUGUGAUGCAAGUGACUUUGCAAUUGGUUGCGCCCUCAUGCAGUUCGAUCAUGAGGGCCGUGAACGAUUCGUGAGCUACCAGUCACUACAGAUGAAGCCGGCAGAGAAGAACUAUCCGGUUCACGAUAAGGAACUGCUAGCGAUGCGCUAUGCACUCAUCAAAUUUCGUGUCCACCUACUGGGCGAACGCACUUUGCCCUGUAUACUGAUCAUGCAUCGCUGCGAACAGCAAUGA